AUGGAGGAAGUGCCAUUGUAUGUGGUACAGGGGAAUGGACCUGCCUUAUUCGGUAGGGACUGGCUGCAUUUUGCGAAAUUUGAGUGGAAAAAGUUAGCUGUAAAUCAUCUGCAUUCUGGUAUUCUGAAAACCUCAAAGUUAGAAGAACUGUUAAGGAAAUAUGGUGAUGUCUUUGAUGGUGAACUGGGUACAGCCAAGAAUAUAAAGGCUCAUAUUCAUGUGAGAAAGGAUGCAAAACCAAUCUUUUAUAAAGCGAGGACAGUUCCUUAUGCAAUCAGGGAUGCUGUGAAUGCAGAACUUAAAAGACUAGAAUUGGAAGGAAUUAUUGAGAAAGUUGACUAUAGUGAGUGGGCGGCACCGAUAGUGCCCGUUUCAAAAGACAAUGGUUCUAAUAGGAUCUGUGGUGACUUCAAGGUCACCAUAAAUCGUUAUGUGGAAAACCCUGAACAUCCAAUGCCAAAUCCAGAUGAACUAUACCAGCGACUGAACGGUGGAAAAACUUUCUCAAAGUUAGAUUUAUCGCAAGCUUACCAGCAAGUGGAAUUAGAUGAGGAAUCUAGGAAAUAUGUCACGAUUAACACACCACUUGAUGAAGAGGGUAUUCAUAUGACGGAAGAUACCAUUGCAGCAGUCACGGAGGCACCAAGGCCAGAAUCAAGGUCUGAAAUGCAAUCCUUCCUGGGGCUGAUAACAAACCACUGUCAUACACAUUCUGGGACCCAAGCAAGAGCAUUCCAGGUCCGUUGCAGCUGCAAGAAUACAACGCUGGGGGCUAUACAGUUAGCAGCUUAUGAUUAUGACAUUGAAUUACGUCGUUCAAGUGACAAUGGAAAUGCUGAUGCACUCUCACGGUUGCCUUUACCAGAUUGUGACUCCGAUGCAUCAGAUAAGCAUGUAAACUGGACACAAGAAGCAACUGAAUUUAACAGGCACCAGGUGAACUCUCUUCCUGUAACUGCGAAAUCUGUUGCAAAGGAAACUUUGCAUGAUGCUGUACUGGCUAGAGCUUUAUAUUAUACACGAAAUGGAUGGCCAGACUCUGAGGACAUAGCACAGGAACUGAAACCCUUCCAUAGCCGUCAGCGUGAGUUUUCAAUUGAAGAGGGAUGUCUUCUAUGGGGUGCCAGGGUGGAAUACCGUCGAGAUAUAGGAUUCAAAAUCUUAGAAGAGCUACAUGGUGGACAUCUGGGGAUUGUUAGGAUUCAAAGGAUUAUGCUCGCUUGCAUGUGUGGUGGCCGAAUAUCGAUCAAGAUAUUGAAAACACUGUGCAAGGGUGGGCUCUGCUUGUCAGGUACUCAGACCAAUGCCGACUCGUGCUGA
This is a messenger RNA of Macrobrachium nipponense, 1320 nucleotides long. RefSeq lists its product as uncharacterized. The coding region runs from base 1 to 1320 and encodes 439 amino acids. The transcript has 3 exons. NCBI's taxonomy places the organism in Eukaryota, Metazoa, Arthropoda, Malacostraca, Decapoda, Palaemonidae. The record is from RefSeq and is a predicted model, not a curated record.